Messenger RNA from Leptosomus discolor (cuckoo roller), 249 nucleotides. NCBI's taxonomy places the organism in Eukaryota, Metazoa, Chordata, Aves, Leptosomiformes, Leptosomidae. The record is from RefSeq and is a predicted model, not a curated record.
GUCUCGGUGCUCUAUUUCGCCAGGAGCGCGGAGCUGGCGGGGCUGCGCUGCGAGGCCCUCUCGGUGCCGCGGCAGAUCACCGCUCUGCAGCUCUGGGAGGAGAUCGUCAAGGUUCACCCAAGGCUUGCUGUCAUCCGGGAUCAAGUAGUGUUUGCUGUUCGGCAAGAGUACGUCCUUCUUGGAGAUCAGCUCCUGGUCCUGCAGCCUGGAGACGAGGUUGCCAUCAUCCCACCAAUUAGUGGUGGCUGA